This is a messenger RNA of Fonsecaea pedrosoi CBS 271.37, 414 nucleotides long. RefSeq lists its product as uncharacterized. The transcript has 2 exons. Lineage: Eukaryota; Fungi; Ascomycota; Eurotiomycetes; Chaetothyriales; Herpotrichiellaceae. The coding region runs from base 1 to 414 and encodes 137 amino acids. Gene Ontology annotation, molecular function: oxidoreductase activity. The record is from RefSeq and is a predicted model, not a curated record.
AUGGCGUUGGUGCGGAGAAAAGCUUCCAUGACCCCGGAAGAGUAUAGCCGCCAUUGGCGAGAAGUACACGCGCCCAUAGUAUCCCCUUGGCUGGCGAAGCAUGGGGUCCUCAAAUAUCGACAGGUCCACAUUAACCCCGAUUCAAACAAGAUUAUGAAUGGCAACGCCCACGGGGGAAAUGCCCACGGUGGGACUUUGAAAGUCAUCGACAAAGAUCUUGGGUUCGAUGGAAUUUUAGAAGUACAGGUCCCGUCUUGGGAAAGUUUUAGGAAAGCGCUGGAAGAUCCUUAUUACGUGGAAGUGGUCCGCCCAGACGAGCAGAAGUUCUUCGACGAAAAGCAAAUUGUCUGGUCUCUCGGGUCAGAUUAUACCGGAGUGGACGGAGGUAAAGCACUCGUAGGAGUCGAAGUAUGA